Frankliniella occidentalis (western flower thrips) is the source of this 11361-nucleotide messenger RNA. Its product is annotated as brain tumor protein. Gene Ontology annotation, molecular function: zinc ion binding; ubiquitin-protein transferase activity; protein binding. The coding region runs from base 786 to 3557 and encodes 923 amino acids. Gene Ontology annotation, cellular component: nucleoplasm; chromatin. The record is from RefSeq and is a predicted model, not a curated record. Gene Ontology annotation, biological process: positive regulation of DNA-templated transcription. The transcript is spliced from 15 exons. NCBI's taxonomy places the organism in Eukaryota, Metazoa, Arthropoda, Insecta, Thysanoptera, Thripidae.
GGCUGGCAGACCUGCUUACAACAAUCGAUGGAAAAGUUGUGCGCGGCGGUGGCUUUCAGUAGACCCCUUUCAUUUCAUUCUUGACGUCUUUCCUCGCGAAGCUCUUACGUUAUUUUAAUUUGACAGUACCACAACAAUAAUACGAUUGUUAACAUGUUUGAGCAGCGGGCGGUUUAUUCCAGACGUUCAUAAGACUACCUAAUCGCUACGGAGGAUCCACGGGCGUAACAACUCCCAACUUUUAUACCCCGUCCCGAUUUCUGUGUCCCCGUCUCUCUGCUCACCCACAUCCAGGCAGAAGAGCUACGCAUCUCUGCUGCCCGGCAGAGCCCUCGGUGAAUUUGGAGCGCUCUAAGUCAAAUGUCGCCGACGUGCGCAAGUGCUGUGGCUGUGCUGCACGACGUGAAGCCCGCCGCGCGCAGGUACUCUUUGGGGUGACGAGGAGAGGUUGCCUCCUUUCUUGCGCCAUCUUGCAUCCUAUCACGCUGAUGGUCCGUGCCCACUCCCCGCACUUCACCGCUCAAGCCACAGCGGUAAGUGAGAGUGAAAUAUGUCGCAGACCUUUUGCUCCACUGUGGCCGUCUCGCAAUUCAAUUUUCGCACACCUGUCGAUCGAGUUAUCCCCCAUUGUAUUGGGUUUUAUCUUAACAACGAAGACAUACUAGUUAAGUUUAUUUUAUUGACCUGCUGAAUGGCACCUGAAUUAAAACUCUAAUGUGAGUUGUCAGAUGUGCGCUAAUUGAUUUCAAGUGAUAGAAGUCUUUUCUAUCUAACACACAACUACAAUGGAUCUACUUUCCAAUGAUGAUGACACUUUUGGAGAUGACUUCUCUGAUGGUUCACUUGAAGAUUCUAGUCCUAAACAUCAAGUGGAGUGUACCUGUCGUAUAUGCAAGGAGAAACUAUGCAAGCCUAGACUUCUUUCUUGUUUGCACACAUUUUGUGAAGAAUGCAUUGACAAACUAUUGGUGGACGAGUCUGGUGAUUUCAAGAGAUGUGAUAACACAGUGUCAUGCCCAGUUUGUCAGCAAGAAACAAUGGUUUCUGAAAAGGGUGCUUCAUCAUUGCCCUCUAAUUAUGUCAUGAACAACUUUUUAGACAUGUGUGCUAUACAAGAUAUGACUGUAGUCUGUACCAGCUGUAAAACCAAAGAAGUGGCUGUAUCCCGUUGUUCUGAUUGUGCAAACUUUUUGUGUUCUCACUGCAACUCUGCUCACCAGUUCAUGCGCUGCUUUGAAAAUCACCAUGUGGUUCCUUUUGAAGAACUGCGUCAGAAUGCUACUGAAAUCAAUGGUUUAGUUCCCAUUCAUAAACCAAUUUUCUGCUCAUCACAUGGUUCUGAAUGUUUGAAGCUUUACUGUCAUUCUUGCAGGAUUCCAAUCUGUAAUGAUUGCAUGGUAACUGAUCAUGUUGCUCCUCAACAUCGGUAUGAGCGCCUCACCACAGCAGCACCCACAUUCCAAGAGGAACUGGAGACACUAAUGGUUGAAGUUAAAAGGAAGUCAAGCAUUUUUGAAGUAGCAUCUUCUGAUUUGGACAAUGCUUUAACUGAGCUUCAGGCUCAACGUGAUGCAGCUCAAGACCUGAUCAAAGAAACAUUUCAGAGUUACAAAGCAUUUCUUGAAAUGCGUCAAGAAGAUUUGUUGAAAGAAUUAAAUACCAUUCAUAAGCAGAAGGAAUUGAAAAUUAUGGGCUCACAUCACAUGGUCGAGAAAACAAUGGACCAAGUUGAUGAUGCCUGUAAUUUUACCACACGUCUUUUGAAGCAAGGAAAUACAGUGGAAAUUGUUUCCUUAAGAAAUGUGGUUUCAACUCAGCUUCGCAAAAUUCUGGCUACCUCACCAGAGCCUGAAGUGAAUACCUCUAUUGAAUUUGUCACUGACAGCUCUAAAUUCCAGGCAGCAGUUAAGGCAACAUUUGGCAUAUUGAAGUGUAAUAAUAUGGUGGAUGUGGUUCCUCCACUUCUAAACAACCACAGUGAAAGUCUAUCAAGCAUAUUUCCUCCCCCUCCGCCACCCAGUUCCAACAUUCAAAUUGUGCCACAGGCAGUAGCAGCUAGGGAAGAGAGUAGCCCUUCUCCUACAUUUUCUACUGUUUCUUCCAAUGGAGAAAGAAUUGGAACUGGAAGAGUCCCAUCCGCAUUCAUUUCAACCACUUCUUCUGCUCUGAAUGGUUAUGUAAGUCCUGUGACCAGCAGCCCAGUUUCAUCUUAUGACAGUGAAAUCAGCCAGAUCACAGGGUUUGGUAUAGGCACGAAAACAGAAACGCCUACAGCUCAGUCGCCACCAAUGUCGUCCACUUCACAGAAUGCCAAUUAUGGAUUGACAGUCAUCCAGGAGUACAACCUUACUCAACUAGCCAACCUAGCUGAUAAGGUUGAUAUUGAUGGACACUCAAACUUAUCAUCCAAUGCUACUUCACCCAUGCUUUUAACUGACCUGCUAUCCGGACCCAUUGGGCACCAAAAUCAUGCCCUUAAAAAUCUGCAAGCUCUUGCUAAACUGGGUGGGAUGUCCAUUAGUGACCAUGAUGACAUGGUGAAUGGGGAUUCAUUGAAUGGACCACCUGGUAUGCUUGCUCGACCAGCAUCACCACCCAGAAACAGUCUAGGCCUGCCCCCCACUCCAAUGAUUGACAAAGCCAACAAUUUUCCAAUCCUUUCUGAGACAGAUGAGCCAAUAUUAAGUCCUUCUGGAGGCUUUCCCUCCAAUCGGGACAGUGGAAAACCAAUGGCAAUGGAUGUGCGACUGAAGUUUGGUUCUGUAGGAACUGGAAAGGGACAAUUCAGUAGUCCUCAUGGCUUUUGCCUUGGUUGUGAUGAAGACAUAGUUGUGGCUGAUACCAACAACCACCGUAUUCAGGUAUUUGACAGAACUGGCCAGUUCAAGUUUCAGUUUGGUGUUGCCGGCAAAGAGGAAGGACAACUAUACUAUCCCCGCAAGGUAGCUGUCAUACGCAACUCCGGAAAGUUUGUUGUUUGUGACAGAGGAAACGAGAGAUCUCGUUUGCAAAUCUUCACAAAAAAUGGCCACUUUGUCAGAAAAAUUGCUAUUCGAUACAUUGAAAUAUUGGCAGGCUUGGCUGUUACACCCUCUGGGCAAAUUGUUGCAGUUGACAGUGUUUCUCCAACUGUCUUUGUUAUUUCAGAAAAUGGUGGUAUUAACUCAUGGUUCAACUGCAGUGAUUACAUGAUGGAACCAUCAGACAUCACUGUGUCUGGACGCGAGUUCUAUGUAUGCGACUUCAAAGGACAUGCUGUUGUUGUUUUCGAUGAAGAUGGAAAGUUCAAGCGCCGCAUUGGGCGAGAACCCCUUACUCAUUACCCUAACGGUAUUGAAGUAUCUGAUGCUGGAGAUGUUGUUGUUGGUGAUUCUCAUGGCAACAGAUUCCAUGUUGUUGUUUUUAAUAAAAAUGGGGAGCAGUUAUCAGAAUUUGAAUGUCCACAUGUCAAGGUGUCCCGUUGCUGUGGACUUAAAAUAACUUCUGAGGGUCAUGUUGUCACCCUUGCAAAGAACAACCAUUGUGUGUUGGUCUUGAACACACUUUAUGUCAACUGAAGAAGUCUGUGUUACUCAUCUCAAAUAUCUAAACUGAGAUACUAUACAACUGAGGUUCUUAUUAGUAGGCAAAAUGUUUGUCUACAACCACCUCUGUAUUGGCAGGGUUACGUAACCUAGCUUGAUCUCAUAGUCAUUUUAAGGUAUAGUCAGAAAGAGUCAUUAUGUUAACCUCAACUCUUUGGAAUUUGAGACUUAUAUGCUGAAUUUUUCUUGAAUUCUGUUAAAGCAAUAUUUGCAAUAUAUGCAUUUAGGCUAAUACUUGUUUUGUCUAAGUCUAUGAGUUGAAAUGUAUGACAGUUUGUUUUUAAAUGUCAUCAGUUAUGAUGCAGAAGAAUUUUCUUUAUCUAUUUUUAGACCGGUCUGGUUCCUACAGGCGAAAAUAAUGGAAAAAAAAAUGUUGAAAAGAAAAAAAAGAUGUUGGUUCUUCCCAAACAGUCAGACAUGUUUCAUUAUAGGGAUUUAAACCAAUUGUACUUCUAACCAUAUGAUGAAGACUGAUGAUUUUAUUUUCUUGUUUUUAUUGAAACUAAUUUUGAUUAAGUUUGUUUUAAUGUUGUGGGAAGUUAUGUGAAAACAAUUUCUUGUAACUCUUUAUACAUGUACUGCCAUUUUUUUUCCUUUUAAAUUUUUGUGUGACUUUCUAUUCUAUGCAGAACCAUGUAUUUAGCUCUGCUUGUGUGGUCUGAGUCACCACAUUCAACAGUCAGUGGGAAGAGACAACAUGAAGGUUCUUAUAUUAUUAAUAUCUAGUUCUUUCAUACUCAUGCCAGCUCCAAUUUUCAAACAUAUGCAUCUAUAUUGUGAUACUGUUUUGAAAUAUUAUUUAACAGAAUGCACUGAUUUAAGUGAGCAUUCAUGUUCUGUAUAAAUAGCGUAUGCUUGAUGAAGUGCCAUUUUAGUUGAGUAUUUCUGAUUGAGAGUUCUACUGGAGAGUGUAUUUUUGAAAGUACUUUAUGUGCUGCGAGAAGGUAUUUUAGAAAUAGGAUAGCACCUGUAUUGAUGUGUCUUUUGUCAUAUUUUAUGAUCAAUGGUAUUGUUUUCUUUUUAUCUUCAUGGUGCAAAUUGUUGCAAAUUCACUAGUUUAUAUAUUCUCAUGAAUGUGUGUGUGUGUACUCACACCAAAUCCUUGUGUGUACAUAUAGUUUUACAAACAUACAUCUUUAUCUAUUAACAUGAGGAAAAGUAUCUAUCUUUAAGUUAUAGAAAACUGAAAAUAUUUGUGAAAACGAAAAAGAAAAAAAAAUUGUUAUGUAGUGUGGGGUACUAGUAUUUAAAUCCGUACUGCUUACACUCUUAUUUACUAAAUAUAGCAAUAAACUGACUGUAGGGUACAAGCUGAACUAUUCUGUAUCUUUAAAGUUUAUUAGAAGUAAGAUUUAUGUGCUAAUUCAAUAUUGAAGAAUCUGCAAGGAUCAGUAUCAUAUACCGGUCAUUUUAUAGAGUUACAUUUCAGUGAUGACUUAAGAGUAAGAGUAUACAUGUUGAGGUUGAAAGUCUGUUUAAUUUUUGCUGGCACUAUUCUCUAUCUGGUUUAAUGAAACUUAGCAUUCCUUGUAGGUGAAUCCAGCAUGUAGCUUUAACCAUUUUUUCCAACUCUGCAUCUCUCUAAUGAAAUGUUCAUCUCUGUUAAAGGAAAGUUACGGUUACAAUUUUAAAAUUUGCCCAACAGACGUCUGUACCUGAUGGAAUGGAAUAGAUCUCUAAUAUUUGCCAAUCAAGAAUUCUGAAAUAAUAUUCUCAUUCAGAGACUUAUCUCAAUAGUACAGUGUUACCAGGCUAUCGACUCACACUGAAUAUAACAUGAGUCAUGUCAUUGUCAGUGUUGUACUAUUCUCGCACUUCUUACUGGUCAAGUCUUGUAUGAAGAAUUUAUUGACAUCAUAUCAUAUGGCUGUUGUUCAGGCUUCCAUAGCUACUUGCUCAAGAGCAAGAAUGGGGAAUCUCUGGUUCACAUUUUCAUAUGAGUCCAAAGGUUUUGAUGAAUUCUGGCACUGACUUGUUUCCUCCCAUAUAUUGGACGUUUUCAUUGUCUAUUUGCUAUGAAUGUAAGUUUUUAAACCUCAGCAGGCAUCUUUUAAUUGGAGAUUAGGAAAUCUAUUUUAUCUGACCUUUUUUUGAUGUGACAUCCUGUGAUAAUUAAAGUAGGACUAACCUGGAUUUUACUCUAGGUGUACUGCAUUGUUAAUUAAUAAGAUUGACAAUUCUUUUUUUAAUUUUUUUUUUUAGGAUUUCACUUUAGUUUUGUUUGAAAAAUACUUUGCGCUCUAAAUUAUUUCUAUUGAAAUCUUUCUAAAUUGAUAACUUUUCUCGGUAUUCAUGUGAAGAGAUAGAUUAUGGAACUAUUGUGAUUGAUUGUUAUUAAGUACUAUGUAGCUUUGUAAGCGUGGUUUAAGAAAAAAUAACUUCUUUUUGUGAUGAGAGAAAUUUUAUUCAAAAGUAUGAAACUCCGUGGCUACUAUUUACUUCUAAUUUAUAGAAAUUCCUUAAAAAAUCUUCUAUUUGCCUUUUAAAUGCUUCUCAGGUUUUGCAGUGUUUGCUUUAUUAGUUAAACCUGCAUUGUAACUUAACAUUUUAUGCAAGAAAUAUGUUCCCAUUUUGACGUAUUUUCUUUUUAGAACAUAAAUUAUGCAGGUACACCAUAUGUACCACUAAUUGUUUUUUAAAUGAUGUAAUGAGUGCCAGUCAUUUCGGUAAAUCCUUGACAGAAGGUAGGACCAAGUUCAGAGUUGACGCUUCUGUAUUGAGUACUAGUUUCUUACUCAAGAUCAAAGCAUCUGUGAUUUUCAAAGAAGCUUUUAAUAACAGUUCUCCAGCAACUAAUUUUGGACCCCUUAAAGUGCUUAACCUUAUUUGCUAUGGUUGUUUUUAUAUUAGGUAUGUAUGACUUUUUCUUAUAAAAAAAAGCUCAAAAAUUUUGUCUUGAGUCUGAGGCAUCUGCUGGUGAUGGUGAAAUGCUUCUUGUCAUUGUCCUAUCUUGUAAUUCCAUUUUUUCCUGGGGCGUCAUUAGUAACUCCCAAAAAAGUAUCAGUAUUUCAAUUACCACAUUCUACAUCUGCCUUUCCGGUAACAAUCUUUGAAAAUGCGAGUCUAGAAUUGUUCAAUACUAAAGUUACUAGCCUAUGCUUACAGUUAUUGGUCAGAAAGUCACAACUUUCAGGGUCACCCCUUUUCCCCAAUUCUACACAGCUAGUGAAAUUGGGUUUACACGCCCCAGGUUUCAAUUUAGGAAAGUUAACUGUAAUUUAUUGCUUGCAUCAUCACUUAAAGAGGUAUUCCACAGAGGUUGUUUUCAUAUUUGUAUAUUUGGGUUAAAAUUCUUUAUAAGAAACUAACAGGGUAAUGAUUAUUUCCUACAUUUUGAGUGCACUGGAGGAAGCAAUCCCUUGCACACUUGAUGUUCUUAGGAAAUGCCAAAGCGAGGUAAAACUUCAAAUACUAACAUGGCUGGAGGAAGGUAUUGGUCUUGCAACCAAUGCACUUUUCAGCGUUCCUAGUUUUCUCUUGCUGCUAUCUACUUUUAUCUUUUACAUUGAAUUCAUUAGAGGUAGAACCCCACUUGAAAGGUAUUGUCAUACAAUUUUAGGCAAGUGUUACUCUCCUUUCAAUCAGAUAUACAUGUAUCUUUAAAUACAGAAAUGGAAGAAAGGAACCACCUUUUCCCCUAGUCCUUUGUUUGCUUUUUUUCUUUUUUUUUUUUAAGUUCUGUAAGAAUUAAUCAUUCUAAAAUAUACAUAUCAGAACUGAUAGUUAAAAUGUUUACUUGUUGCCUAGGUUGUCACUGUUUCUAUCUUAAUUAGACUGUGGUAUUGUCGAUGGGAAUGAGCAUAUUCCGUUUUUGUGUUGUAAUCUUCGUCUUCCUCUGUUUAAGCUAGAUUCACCUCUUGCUGCUGUAUUGCUAGCAUGGCUUAAGAGAGUCAUUUACCUCACAUUUUUCAAAUUGUUGCAGUUACACAUAGUUUAGUGUGUCUGUCAAUAUAUCACAACUUUUCUUCAAAUGACCAAUAAUGUAAAUUUAUCUUAUGUACUCAUGAGUUUUUAAUGUGAUUAAUUUAUGUAGUGUUUAAUUUCAGUUUUUUUUAUUUUUGAAAAAGCAAACCAAAAAAAAUCUAAAAAAACAAACAAAAAAAAAACUGCUGCAUGAAGGAAUUGUCCAUUUGUAUCCCAACGUAUUGAUGAAUGCUUUCCUGUUCUCAAAAGCUGGUAUGUCAGUAUCAGAUUAAAAAGUACGAAAUUUAGUCGUUUCCUCCCAAUUUUCAAGCAGGGUUUUUAUGUUACAAGAUCUCAUUUGGAUCUGAUUUCAGCCCUCUAACCGGUAUUAGUGCAGUCAUGUAUCACGUACGUCAACCUUCAACUGUGUUGUGUCAGUAGUUGUACAUGGCCAACAAUAGUUGAAGCUCUGCAAAAUUUUUAAGUGCCCUUUUUACCUUGUGCUUAAGAUUGUAUUUAAUUCUAGGUCGAUAGUGCCAUUAAAUCCAGGAACAUUUCAUUUGUUCAUUCAUGCAUCUGUGGUGAAGGUGAUAAAGUAGUGCAAGGAAGAGCUUUGAUUAUACCAUUAUUGCCAAAUUUAAUGUUAAACUUAAGUUGCCUUGGGUGAAUACGUUUAACUGGCAUAGUUUUGUUGAAAUAGGCCUGUAGAGUUUUUACGGCAUUUCGUUAUGAAAUCAAGUUCUUGGCACUUUUAAAGCUUGAUGUGUCUUGUUUGGUGAUGACUGAAACUUCAGAACUUUUCCCCCCCUCAAUAUCCGGAAAAGUGGUUCUCUUAUAUUUUAUAGCUUCUCAGGUGCUUGUGGUAUAACUAGGUUUUAAACUGACAUGAUGCUUUGAAUUGCUUUACUCUGUUAACUUCAGUAAAUUGUGUCCAACCAAUUUUGAGAUCAAUUACUGAGUUACCAAAUGUAUUAUGAAAGAAUCUACUGCAUCUAUGGUCAAGUUUACUCCACUGUUGUGGUUCUAUUCAUAACAUGUCAACAUCUAAACCUAGCUUGUUCUAUUAUGUUCGCAGUCUGGAACUAGUUUGCCUUAUGUGACCAAAGAUACGGUAUGUUAAGUUCAGUGAUUGUAUUUUUAGAAAAAUCUCAGAUAUCCCUCUUGAGUGAAAUGAAUGACUUGUCUCAAAGAAUUAGUUACGCUUAAUAUGAUUCUCUUGAUUGCAAAUUGAUAAUUUUUUUGUUCAAAUCAUCAUCUGAUGAACAUAUCAGUCAGGUCAUUUGGGAUGCUACUAGAUACUUCUCCACAGGAGCUUGCAUGAUAACCUUACAAAAUUGUUGCUCAAUAAUUAUUUUUUCCUAACAACUUGCAUACCAUUCAUUGUGCAAUGUAAGAAAAAUUGCUAGAGUUGCAAACUCUACUUCACCAACACGCCUUGCAAUUGUAAAUGUUAGGUAAUAAUGCAAAUCGAUUGACACUUUGUCAAUUUGUGAUUUCAUGUGUUCCUUAAAGUCAUGUUUAACUGUGUUCCAAAUUUUCUGGGCUUUUUCCCUUCUCCCCUUUUACUCCCCUUUUUGUGCUGAUUAUGCCCAAAUCAGUUUAGUAACAAAUUUGUGAUCCUAAUAGUAAUUAAAAAUGUUGAGGGCCUUACCAUUCCAAUUCCCCAAGUAUAUUUAAUGCUUGGGCUGUUACGUCUUUAAAUUGAAUUAAGUUAUGUAUAUCUCUCAUAAGGUUUUUGUCAUCAAAGGAACGUUUUUUUGACGGAUAAUUGUCAUUUUGUGCUCAUGAGGUCAUCCUAAUGAAAGACAUGCAGCCUAGCUUUUAUAAUAUUGGCCUAUUGAAAGCAAAGCUGUGCGCUUUUUCUCUUUCAAAGAAACUUCUGACGCAGUGCUGACAUUAACAUGUUUCAAUGUUACAUUGAAAUCUGCAACGUCAAUUUCUGCUGUGGUGGGAAACCAGGGUUUUAAGUUUAUGGCCUCUGGCUAUUGUUGUAUUUCAAAGAAAUAUCUGCUUUUUUUUUUCCAGAUCUUUUACCUUGAAACUUUUGGGAUCCGUGUUCAAUAUUAUCCUACCAAUAUAAAAGAUAUCUUUAUUUUUUAAUGCAUUAAAUGCUUUGUUUUUAAUGUUUCUGUAUUUUCUGAAUUUGUUUGAUGACCUUUUAAGAAUCUGAUAGCAUCAUUUUUAUUCAUGUGUGUGUUCUUAUAAGAACACUUAUAUUCAAGGUCUUUAGGUUGCCAUUUAACUGUUGUGUACAUGGUACCUUCUUUUUUCCCUCCCUGUAUGACAGGUUAAACAAAUAUUUUGGCUGAUAACACCAAUUAUUUGCUUACUCUUCUACUUAUUGUGUUUUUUGCAUUGCAAUAUGAAAAUUUAGCUGUUUUGUUUGUAGUACAGUGAGAUCAUUAUAAGUCCUUAUUGUGUAAUUUGUAUUGUCUAUCAUAUGCUCUCGAUUGUUCAACUUUAACUCAAUAUUAUUCUUCUGUUGUAUCUUGUUUUGUCGUGGGUGUUUUUUUUUUUUUUCUCGUGUGUGCUUACAAAAUAUUUGUUUUGUUGUCUUUAUCCUUUUAUUGUUUACUCUUAUGUCAUCAUCCAUUCCAUUAUAUGUUUAACAAUGUUAUAGAAAGUUGUGGUUUUCUCAGUGUAAGGUUGUGAGUUACACUUUUUUUUUUCAGUGAUGACAAUUUGAUAUUGUCCAUGAUUAAUCUAGGUCUUAGUGCAGUCUUUGUAAAUAUAAGCGUGGUAUCCUACCAAAAGACGGGGACUCUGAAAGACCGCCAGUCUAUAUGCAUUCCAGUGGAAAGCUAGAUCUGAGGGUCAUAAAACUUAUUUUGUUCGUCUGAGUGGCCAAGCAAGCAAGAAUUUUCUUUAGUCAAAUGUUAUGAAAAGGAAAUGUUGAUAGCUUUUAUUUUGUUUGUCAGUUUAUCAUUUAUUUAAUAAGUACUUAUUAUUUUUCUGUUUCUAUGGUAUACUAUUGCGACUGAAGCUGAGGCACAAGUUAAAAGUUGACAAACUCUGGGGACAUGAAUGAAUAGUUCGCUUGUAUUGGCAAAUGUCUUGCCAACUUUUUCUCUCUUUGCAAUGGUUUUUUGUCUUGCAGAAAAAUAACUAUCAUGUAGUCAGUUAAAGUACAAAUAUUUUUAAAACUUCCCUUUUGCUUAGGCUUGACUUGAUUAACGGUCGGCCCUUGAAUGUUUCCUAUGUACAUAUUCUACAUACAAUGCUACACAUUGUCAACUUCUGUUAAAAGUAGUGAGAGUUGUAGAUGUUUUCAAAACUCUUGCAUUUCAGCAAAGGCUCAGGAGUUUUCUUAACUAUUACCCAACCUAUGCUUGGUUUAGUUCAUUUACCUUAUUGCAGCAUGUGUGCACAGUUUCUUUCCAAGUGUGGCUAUUAUAUCGAAAGAUGCUCAUUGUUAUGCUGUGCAAAAUUUCUUUUGAAAAAUAUUUUCCAAAGGAUUUUGUAUGCUAGUCUUUAGUUAUGUGAGUAUAUUACUGUUUUUUCUCCCCCCAGUUAUGACUAUAUUGUGCUUCACUUUUCCUCUCACCAUAGUCUAUAUUUUCAGAGCUUUACUCAACAAAUUUAUUGAACAGUGCUGUCAAGUUGUUGACUUUUUUGACACUAUUGUCGGCAUUGUGUUAAGUAAACGUUUUAUUAAAGCUUAAUAGUUUUGAUUAUUUUGAUUUUUUUUUUAAACGAGUUAAUGAAAGUGCUCGUGUUAAAUUGCAGUUGCUAUUAGUGUUUAUUUGUUUAUUGUAUUAUUCAGAGGUAGUUGUGACUAUGUAGUUAUUAUAUCGGGUGUCGUAUUAUUUCCUUCCCCUGUAUAAUCAGUUGAUUUGUAUUGUCAAUUCUUUAACAAUAAAGUGUUCACAAGUUC